AUGUCAGAUGGAGACCACGGAGGAUUUGCAGUCACGCGCAACAAACGAAGCUGCAAACGAUGCAAUGAGAGAAAGGUGCGAUGCGACCGAAACAGCCCUUGUGGUGCAUGCAUCAAGGCAGGGCAUCAAUGUGGCUUUCCAGGCGCUAAGCGCGCGACACGUACCCUUAGUCGACCCCCUAUAGGUGAACUGCUUGCGCGCUUGACCAAUCUAGAGGCAGAAGUCCAACAGCUACGCGCAAAGCAUCCCGAACCGAAUAGAGAUGAACAGCAGUCAAGCGAGUUAUCCAGUUUGAGGGAUGACCAAAGUCUUGAUCCAGGUCACUUUGGUCUACCAAGGGGAGGAUUUCUUGGGCACAGCAAUCCCUCGUGGUCCUAUGAUUCAUUUCGACAAUGUUAUCUUCAGCCAUUACAGAUCGAGGCCCUAUGGCGUAUAUAUCAAAAAAAUGUUGCGCCGUUGGUUGCAGUCCUUCAUCUGGCUACAACCGGCCGAGUUGUGCAGAAUGCGUCGAAGGGCCUGAGAAUUGACCCCACUAGCGAAGCACUUCUGUUCUCCGUAUGUUUUGCUGCCGUGGUUAGCCUGGAUCCAGAUCAACUUCAGUCGGAUCUUGGUCUGGAAUACCACAAGGCAAAACCAGCCUAUGAGCUCGCAGUAGACCAAGCGCUAAGCCGAGCCGACUUUGUUAAAUCCCCUGGGAUUCCAACCCUCCAAGCUGCUGUACUCUAUCUCCUCUGUGAGCGCGUGGAUGGAGAUACAAGACUUGCCUGGGCUGGGUCUGCCGUGCUCAUACGCCUUGCACAGUCACAGAGUAUCCACCGCGAUGGAAAGAGAACCGGGCUAUCACCAUUCGAAACGGAGAUCCGUCGACGUCUCUGGUGGCAUAUUUGCAUCCUGGACCUGCUCUGCUCAGAGGAUCAAGGUAUCGAUAUGCAAAUCAGGCCAGAGACAUUCGACGUCCAGUUUCCAGCCAACGUUAAUGAAUACGAGCUUGAUUCACUUAUGCUCGACCUUCCGCCUGAACAAAAGGGCUUCACGGACAUCACCUUGUGCAUCAUAACAUGUUUCAUGAUCAAGGAAGUGUAUUCAUCGUCCCAGCCCUUGAAUUCAGUCACCUCGCUAGAAGACCGAGAAGUUCGGGUCAGGUCUGUGGGGAAAAUUCUCCACGAACAAUAUCUCAAUUAUUUUGACCUGAGGAUUCCAAUCCAUUGGGUAGCAGCCACAAUCACUCGCCUUCACUUAUCAAAGUCAUGGGUCUCGGUGCACUCCCAAUAUUUACCCUCAGACCCAGGUGAGCCGCAAUCACCAUACAAUGACUUGGUAUUUCGCACUGCCGUCGAACUCGUCGAAUUCACAUAUUUCCUACAAACAAAUGAUGUUACCGCACAAUGGAACCGGCUCUGUAGGAGUUACAAGCCAAAGGAAGCCAUUUCAUACAUUCUGGACCAGUUAAGCUCUCGUCCACCAGGUCCUGAGGCAGAUCAUGCCUGGGAGGUGGUAACCAAGACAACUCUCCUGUGGAAACAUGGUGCCCAAGGCACUGGUGGUGAACUCGAACCGCUUUUGCUUGAGCUUAUUCAGCGUGCUGAUCUGCUACAAGAAGGGAAGGCGGCAAUUCAGACGUGCGGGUUGGCCAGAGAUCCUUGUUCUGGAGAGAAAAUGACCCUCAAGUCAUGGAAUGAAGUUUCGAUACCGGAACAAGUCAACUCCAUAGAGAUGGAUGUCUCCGGAUCGUACAGAAGCCCAUCCACCCUUGCAUGGCUUCAAGGGAUCUGGCCCUAUCAAGUAAUUAAUGAAUUAUGA
Molecule: messenger RNA, 1800 nt
Organism: Penicillium egyptiacum
Lineage: Eukaryota; Fungi; Ascomycota; Eurotiomycetes; Eurotiales; Aspergillaceae
Source: the annotation of a GenBank genome assembly